GUCUCCGAACACGCGUGUGCCCCGCUGCCCGCGCGCGCGCGCGCUGGGUGCUGGGUGUUUGGGGAUUUUUUUUUUCCUUUUUCUUUCCCCCUUUUCCCUCCCCCCCCCGCCCCGCUUGCUCCAGGUUUUACUUCUGGUUGCCUGUAAGGGUUUUGCUCCUCCCUUCUGAAAUCCUAUAUUAGCCGCGGCCAAAGCCGUGUAAGGAACACAGCUCAUUGUUGGCAAGUGCCGAUGCGCCUCGCGGAGGGGCGAGAACCAGCUCCGGGGCUGCGGCAGCGAUCGCGGCGCCGGUCACGUCAGCGCCGGGGAGAGGGAGCCGGAGAAGCCCUCUCUAUGCUGGGUGACUCUCGCUGACUGAUUCCACCGCCACCUUUGAAGGAGAAGAAGAAAGAAGCCGGGAGGUGAGCCAUGGCAGACCACAUGAUGGCCAUGAACCACGGGCGAUUCCCCGACGGAUCCGGCGGGCUCCACCACCACCCUGCGCAUCGGAUGGGCAUGGGGCAGUUUCCCACCCCCCAUCACCACCACCAGCAGCAGCAGCCGCCGCAGCAGCACGCCUUCAGCGCCCUGAUGGGCUACCAUAUACAUUACGGAGCUGGGAGUAUGAACGCGAGCAGCGGGGUGAGGCACGCCAUGGGGCCGGGCAGCGUGAGCGGAGGGCACCCGGCGGGCAGCAUGCCGCCCCCCGCCCGCUUCAGCGGCUCCCAGUUCAUGGCCCCCCCCGUCGCCAGCCCGGGAGGGCAGCUGAGCGCCAGCAUGCAGCUCCAGAAGCUGAACAACCAGUACUUCAGCCACCACCCCUACCCCCACAGCCACUACAUGCCGGACUUGCACCCCGGUAGCCACCAGCUGAACGGCGGCAGCCAGCAGCAUUUCAGGGACUGCAACCCCAAGCACGGCGGCGGCGGCGGCAGCGGCUUGCCGCCCGCCGUCCCCCACGUCCCCGCGGCAAUGCUGCCGCCCAAUGUCAUAGACACGGACUUCAUCGACGAGGAGGUCCUCAUGUCCUUAGUCAUCGAAAUGGGGCUGGAUCGCAUCAAGGAGCUUCCCGAGCUGUGGUUGGGACAGAACGAGUUUGACUUCAUGACAGACUUCGUUUGCAAACAGCAGCCCAGCAGGGUGAGCUGCUGAUUCAUUUAAAACAAACAAAGGACUUUUAUCGGUGCGAAUGAAAACAUUCCCCUAGACACGGUGUCUCACUUUUCAGGGCUUGAAAAGGUGAGAAUCUGGAAAGCAGAGUCAACUAUGCGCUUGUAUAAUUUUUUUUUUUUUUUUAAAUCGCUGCCACUUUUUUUUUUCUUUUUGUAGCUUUGUCACUCACCUCCCCUCCUGUAGUAAUAGUAUCUAGCAAACUCUGCCUUUUUAUGUUGGUUGCCCCCCUCCCGACCUCCCUCUCUUAAUUUUCUUGCAGUAACGUGCCCAUAAUUCCCACAGUGCCGGACUGUUAGAUAUUAAUCUUGGCAAAUUGCUUAAUCUUGUGGAUUUUGUAAACUUUGAUUUCCAGUGACUUGAACUGCAUUCAAAUUCUGAGUGAACAGGGAAAAGAAUUGCAUUAGUUGGUUGCAUGAACUUUGAAGGGCAGAUACUACUGCACAAAAGCUGCCAUCUUGCUUAAUUUUUAACUAUGCAUUGCAGUGCAGACUAUUUUUUUUUUUCUGAAUACGCUAAACUGGAAGCUUAACAGAUGUGGGCCAAACCUUUCCAGAUCAGGAAAAGUAAUACUGUUACUUAAAAAGUCUGCUACCCAUUCCCCCUCCCCCAUAUGUACAGACAAUAAUAUGGUGUGGAUGGAAUGUUGACUAGUGGCAAACAUUUCACAGAUUUUUAUUUUUUUUUUUUAAUUUUGUUUCUGUCUUCAGCGUUUUGACACUGUGCUAAUAUAGUUUAUUCAGUACAUGAAAAGAUACUACUGUGUUGAAAGCUUUUCAGGAAAUUUUGACAGUAUUUUUGUACAAAACAUUUUUUUGAGAAAAUAUUGUUAAUUUAUUCUAUUUUAAUUUGCCAAUGUCAAUAAAAAGUUAAGAAAUGCUUUAGUUUUUCUAGAAGUCAUUUACCAGUAUUUUUCUUCAAAACUCUUCCCCACUGUCCCCGGUAAGUAGAACAUAACAUCUAUCUGUACAACUGUGUUGGUGUGCAAAAGGACAUUCCAAGAUAGAAAGUACACUACACCCAUAUAUAUGUCAUGGUGAACUCGGUAGGUGAGCGGGAUUUGAACAUACUUACAGCAUAAAGCCUCAUGCGUUACAUUGUAAUAUGCCUGUCAGUGUGGUUUUCUGAAAAAUAAAGUUGCCAAGGGAGCAACUUUUUUUGUGACUUGCCAACAUACUUGCUUUAAAUGUAGUUGUCCAGAGUUAUGAUGCAUAAAGUAUUUAUUAUAUUUAUCUAUUAAACUUGUAAUUUUAUAAAUCUGCUUUCAUUUAUAUAGUAGACUUUGUUCUUUUGUAUAUUUGUUAUCUCACCUGGAAGAGCUAUGUAAAAAGUGUGGGAAGGGAGGGUGGUGGGUGUCACCCUCUGCCUCUCUCUCACGUCUCAGGAUAACAGAGGAGAUUGCUGCAUCAAUCCAGAUCUGCGUGACGCUGGAACCAGUUUCAUUUCAUUUCCAGUGACUUAGGAGAAGGGGACUAUAUCAUUGAAGUAUUCCACAGUGGGACAUCUCUGACUCCUCUCUCCCAGAAACUGCUGCCAACUGAAGCCACUGACACAAAUCCAUACAGAUCUACUUAAAUAUUUCGCAGAAAAACGUCCAUUGUUUUAAGGCAGCUGACAUUUAGUGCCAACUGUUGCUGCCUCCUGCCCUCACUCAGCCUUUGGCAAAGCUCCUGCACAACUUAUUAGUUUGCUGAGGGCUGUGGGAUCAGGACCCUAAUAAUACAUGUAAUCCUGUUUAGCCAUGCUUCCCAAGUUUGAUAGAGGAGCAGUACCACUUAGCUUUCUUUUUGCUUCCUUUUUAAUCCAUGUCUUCUGAAUUAGGAAGAAAAACAGCAUGGUGGAUGUAGUUAAAUUUUAAACCUGGUCACGUAAACAGGAGGAUAUCACCACACAAUGGGAGUGUAAAUAGCAGUGUUUUGAAUCAAGCUGGGAAAUUAAACUGAUUACUAUUUCUAAGAUUGCCCCAGCUGGUGAGAAAAGUGAUACUUGUCCUUCUUUGCCUUAUAGACACAAAGCAGCUAACACAUUUAU
This is a messenger RNA of Oenanthe melanoleuca, 3180 nucleotides long. It is a transcript of the gene CITED2, whose product is annotated as Cbp/p300 interacting transactivator with Glu/Asp rich carboxy-terminal domain 2. Gene Ontology annotation, biological process: left/right pattern formation; sex determination; regulation of DNA-templated transcription. Gene Ontology annotation, cellular component: nucleus. The record is from RefSeq and is a predicted model, not a curated record. The coding region runs from base 409 to 1131 and encodes 240 amino acids. Lineage: Eukaryota; Metazoa; Chordata; Aves; Passeriformes; Muscicapidae. The transcript has 2 exons.